UAUUUCGCUUUCACGAAAGGUGACAACUUCGGUUUUGGAGUUUUCGGAAGUUUUGGCUCGUUCUGGAUGAGUUUCGCGUUCAUUCUACUCGGCGACUACUACAACAUAUACAAGACGACCAAAAGCGACGUCGGAUACUUUCUGGCCGUGUUUGUCAUCUACGCAGCGAUCAUCAUGAUGGUGACCAUACGCAUGAACUUCAUGCUCAGCGCCACUAUACUCAGCCUGCUGAUCGGCCUGCUGUUGCUGUGCGUCGAAAGUUUCCUCAAUGAAGGUCGCGAGGUGAAGAUCGCCGCCUCAUGGAUCCUCAUCUUUUCCUCUGUCUGUUCUCUGUACAUCGUCGCUCACAUCCACCUGCACGAUGUGUACAAGCGAGAUGUGCUGCCGGUCGGGAAACCGCCGGUCGAAGUGCUUCAUGCCUGGUACUGCAGACACUGUAGUCGACGUUAG
Molecule: messenger RNA, 450 nt
Organism: Soboliphyme baturini
Lineage: Eukaryota; Metazoa; Nematoda; Enoplea; Dioctophymatida; Soboliphymatidae
Source: the annotation of a GenBank genome assembly